Acyrthosiphon pisum (pea aphid) is the source of this 3234-nucleotide messenger RNA. RefSeq names its product sodium- and chloride-dependent transporter XTRP3. NCBI's taxonomy places the organism in Eukaryota, Metazoa, Arthropoda, Insecta, Hemiptera, Aphididae. Gene Ontology annotation, cellular component: plasma membrane. The record is from RefSeq and is a predicted model, not a curated record. The coding region runs from base 291 to 2450 and encodes 719 amino acids. The transcript has 11 exons. Gene Ontology annotation, molecular function: amino acid:sodium symporter activity; glycine transmembrane transporter activity. Gene Ontology annotation, biological process: nitrogen compound transport; amino acid import across plasma membrane; sodium ion transmembrane transport.
AAACGCACGCAAGCGAAAGUACGCAACACACCACUGCGACAUCCCUCCUAACUUUAGCGCUAGUGCAUCCACCUACAUUAUAUUAUACCGCCGCCGCAAUAUCCGGCGUUGGCGCGGUGCUCGUUGUGCGUCCGCGGUCCGCUGCAGAUUUGACGCCACCCGUUCUGGCGAACAUGCUGAUACUGCAGCGAACGGGAGAAUAAUCGAAUAUCGUACUGCUGAAGUGUAUAGAGUGGUCCCGACCAGGAGACCGUGAUAUCAACCGUGUAAAACUGCCGCAUAAUCGGCAAAUGGCGCCCAGGGACAACCAGGAGCUAGUGCCGCUUACCGACGGCAGCGGCCGUCCGAACGAUGACGACGAACUGGAGGGCCAACGGCCGCAGAAGAGAUCGGCCGCUACGUGUCUAGAUGACAACGAUGGCGGCGGGGGCGGCGGCAAAGGACAGCUACAGACGGCAACGAACGACAUGAAGACAUCCAUGCUCGCCUGUCAGCAGGUCAUCGGACUUGGAACGCUCUGGAGAUUUCCCUACGUGUGCCUCAAGUACGGUGGUGGUACAUUUUUAAUACCAUAUAUGGUCAUUAUGUGCUUAGUGGGUUAUCCAUUACUUAUUAUGGAAAUCGGUAUCGGUCAAAAAUUGAGGCACAACAGCAUAACAAUAUGGACAACAAUUAAUCCUCAGUUAGGAGGUAUUGGUAUAGUUAUGUGCUUAGUUAAUAUCGGUAUGGCUUGCUACUACGGAACGAUCAUAAAUUGGGGAACUAAAUAUAUGAUCGACAUGAAUAAGUUUCCAGACUUGUGGCCUCCGCAUGGGCAACCAUCUAUUGAUCCCAAAAGAUCUCAGUCAUUCUGGCACAAAACUGUGUUAAACGUAACAAGUUCUAUGGAUGAAACUAGUGAUAUACAAACGGGUCAAGCAUUUUCAUUGUUUUUCACAUGGUUUUCUUUAGCUUUAAUGUUGGCAGCAGCUUGGAUUACAUGUAAAAACAAGUAUAUACAAGUGUUCAUUAAUUUUUCGAAUUCAAUGUUUCAAAGAUUACCAUUUUAUAUUCAAAUUAUGACAUGUGCAAUUCUACCAUUUUUGUUAGUUGUUGUAUACAUUGUAGAAUCAGGUUAUGGAUAUAUUAGCUUCUUGUAUAUCACGUCUGUAGAGUUAAAAGACUUGUUGGUUUUCCCGAUCUGGGUUGACGCAGUUAUCCAAGUAUUUUGUUCAUUGGGAUUAGUACAUGGUCCGUGGACGUCUUUCGGUUCAUCUUCUAAACGUAAAAGCAAUUUUCUGUUGACUGCUACUGUGGUGGUAUCUUUCAGUUUCAUUUUAGUCUUUGUGUGGACUUGGUUUAUAGUUUCCACAAUAAUACCAAAUGUUUUACAAGACAUUAAAAAUUGCGUAAUCGGAUCAGCUUAUAAAUGGGAUAAUUCUAAAGACAUGCCUGCCCACGUGUUUUACAGCAAUAAUUAUGAUGCGCUAAUUGCUAGUCGAAAAUUAGACGACACUCUGAUGAGUUUUGAUGUACAAGAAUGUAACAUGGAAAAUCAAUUCAAAUUGGCAAGCAAUGGUGUUGGGCUGAUGUUUAUAGCACUCGGAGAGUUUACUACAACUUUUUCAUUUGAGAAAAUUACUGGCUAUAAUCAAACCAAAUUUGUCAUUAACAUUCCGCAAAUACUAAUUCUAACAAUUGGUACAGCAUGGUUGAUACGUGUUUUGAGCUGGUUUGUCUGGGCACUUACUGAAGUUAAAUGUUUAAAAAAAUUGUCUACAUUUAGUAUUUCAAGCAUACUUUGUACAAUAUGUUGUAUCUGUGGAUUGGUAUUUACAACUAGAACGGGUGUAUAUUGGCUGUCAUUAUACACAGAAGUUUUUAUAAAUCCGUGUUUAACGGUGUUAGCUCUUUGUGAGGUUCUAAUUAUUGUUUUCAUUUAUGGAUAUAAACAAUUCUUACUUGAUAUAUAUGAUAUGACUGGACAUACAAUUGGUCGUCUUUCUAUAUUCAUCUGGAGACAUGUUACUCCAAUGUUGCUGAUAUUAACAUUCUCGUCUAUCUUGACGGUUGGUAUUUUGGAUGGAUUCAGAUAUGAAGUCUGGACACAUAGAAGUAAUUUCUUAACAAAGAUGAGGUAUCCAUACUGGGCUCAACUAAUAGUUUGGGCGAAUACAGCUGUAUGCCUUCUACUAAUAUUGGCAUUCUGCAUAGUGGAUAGUCGACAAAACCUGACUUUCAAAUUUUUAGAAACCCUGAAUAAAGCGAAAAAAACUACUAGUGGACAUAUCAAGCGAUCAGACUCGGGGUUGUCUGGAAAAGGCAUUAUCACUGAAAUUGAUUUUGACGAUUGUCACGAUUCCGAGAAUGAUGAGGAGCUAGAUACUUCACUAGCCCAAGCUCCAGUACGUAUGUAUAAAAUUGAGGUUCUCGACUCUUGGAAAUCUGCAAGAGGUCAAGUUUACCUUUAAUACGGGGCUUUAUACGCGUCAUUAAGUUAUUCUUGUGUUAUAAUAAUAUGUUGUAACUUAUGUGUAUAGUUAAAAUUUAUACCAUGAUUAUAAUAUUAUGUAUCGAUGUGAUUUAAACUAUAAAUUUAUACAAAUAGCUAUACAUUUAAUUUCAAAGUAAAUGUUUUUAUGCAUUGGUAUAUACUAGCUAUAAAUAGUAUAGGUAUCUAUCCUAUAUACAUUUAGUGAAUUCAAUAUCAAUAUCAUUUGUUUUCCAAAAUUACUUAAAGAGCUGUUCAUGGUUAAUAUAAUAUAAUAUAAUAUAAUAUAAUAUAUAAUAAUAUAGGAACGCCGAACACCACGUGAGAUUUAAAUUAAAACAGUAGAAUAAAGAUCAAGUUGUUAAGACCAAAUCAUCAUAGCAGUAGUUCUAUGAAAAUAAUAUUUGUGACUAUGACUACGUUUAUGUAAGUACUAAGUACUUAGGUACAUUUUUAAACAAACGUAUUAGUAUUAUAAUAUUGAAGUAGGUACCUGUGACCUUCCAACUAUUAGCAAAGAUAGACCAAUGUUCAUGCAAAAGCAAAUGUAUUGCUCACCUAAAUCUACCAUUUACUAUUAUACAAUUGGUACGUUCUAAUUUCUUCAAAAUAAGAAAACCAUAAGUGUUGUGAAUAAUUAAUUAAUUAAAAGAAAUAUAAUAUGGAUUUAAAAUGUACUUAACUGUAAUAACAUGAAAUUCUUAUACAUCAUAAUAUGGGUGCCAGUUAAAAUCGCAUAAAAAAAAAAACAAUAUAAUAAUAAU